AUGACCGAUUCCAAUGGACAGUUUCUCAGUAGCAAUGUCAACCCAACGUCCACCCUUUUAGAGAAACCAAUGGUGGCUCCCAUAUUGCAUGCUUCGACCACAGAUCACAUGGUGGCUAGUCAAAACCGCGGACUCCAAACCACGAUGAAGCACGACGUAGCCCCCAAGAGAUUCAAGAGUUCCUUUAUUUUUUUCUCCAUGGAAAAGCACAAAGAGAUAAAAGAGCAGCUAGCGAAAGAUGGAAAGGCAACAAAGACUACAAAUAUAACCAAGAUAGUAUCAGAUGCGUGGAGAAAUUUAUCUUCUGAAGAUAGGGCGAAGUACAAUGCCAUGGCUUCUGAAGAUAAAGAGAGAUACGACACUGAGAAAGCUGCGUACAGUGCACCACCCGGUGCUUCAAAGAAAAAGACUCGCACACCCGGAAUGCCACGACGCCCGAGCUCAGCCUUCUUGGCUUUUGCAAAUUGCAGACGAGCGCAAGUGAAGGCCGAGAAUAUGGACAAAUCGAACGGAGCCAUAUCGAAGAUCCUGAGCAUAAUGUGGAAGGAAGCCGACGAGGAGAUAAAAUCAAAAUACAAGAGUGACGAAGCGGCUCUUUGGAAAAAGUAUAAGACUGCCAUGGAGGAAUGGCGGAAGAAAGAAGGAUCUAUCAAACAAGAAAAGGGGGCAACCUUACCGCUAGCUUCGAUCAACAGGAAUCCUGGUGCUGCAUCAGCAUAUGCUGCACUUCUGCACGGUGGUAUCGAUCCUUAUGGUCUGAGUCUCGGACUUUCUGGAAGUCUAUUGGGAAGCUCACUUGGAUAUUCAACAGAUUUUCUAAGUCCGUCCCCUAACUUAGCUAUGCUGUCGGCUCUAUCGCGCCAACCUUUGGCGACAUUCCCUUUUGAACGGUCACAUUCACUUUUGUCGACACAGGCACUGUAUGGACUGCAAGAGCCAUUGUAUACCAGCUCAGCCCACCAACUUUCAUUGUCUCGUAUGGCGGCAUUCCUUGCUGCGGAAAGAAGAGCGGCAAGCCAAGGAAGUGACGAGGGGAAUACAAAGACUGUCCCUAACCCCCCCGAAAGCGACUCCUAA
Molecule: messenger RNA, 1077 nt
Organism: Cylindrotheca closterium
Lineage: Eukaryota; Bacillariophyta; Bacillariophyceae; Bacillariales; Bacillariaceae
Source: the annotation of a GenBank genome assembly